UCAGGCCGAUGGGUGUGUCGGGCAGGAGGUGAUAUUUGAAGGGCUGAGCGCCGGCGCCUGCCGCGGAGCGCCCGUGCCGAGCAGUGGGUGACAGCAUGGCCUCCCGCGACGCGCCGCCCCCCACCAGCUACGCCCCGCCCGACGUGCCCUCGGGGGUCGCGCUGCUCCUCACCAUCCCCUUCGCCUUCUUUCUGCCCGAGCUGAUAUUCGGGUUCUGGGUCUGGACUCUGGUGGCCGCCACUCAGGUGGCGAACCCAUUGCUGCAUGGAUGGGUGCUGUAUGUCUCACUCACAUCAUUCCUCAUCUCUCUACUGUUCCUGAUGUCCUACUUGUUCGGAUUUUACAAACGAUUUGAGUCCUGGAGAGUCUUGGACAGCCUGUACCAUGGGACCACGGGCAUCCUGUACAUGAGUGCCGCUGUUCUGCAAGUCCACGCCACGAUCAUUUCUGAGAAAGAGGACCUGAAACACUACUAUAUCAACACUGCAGCCUCGUUCUUUGCCUUUGUCACCACCCUGCUCUACAUCAUGCACGCCUUCAGCAUCUAUUACCACUGAAGGCUGGAGCCACGCCUGGUGGGGAAGGCUCCUGGAAAGCUCACGUGAUUGGCUCUCAAAGUAGCUUUCACCAUCUGCCAUCUGGAGGAGAAACAGAAGACCCACCCAGACGUCCCUGGGAUUACCAGACCAUCUUUCUAGAACAUCCACUGAAACCUAAUUGGCCUUGUGUUCUUUGGAUGUUAUCAGCUAUGAUGACUAUGAGAAUGCUAUUUUCUUUACCCUGGGGAAGUGACUGCCUCUUGGAACUUCCUGACUAUGAACCCAGCUUUGAUAGAAAACUAACCUGUAGCCCUUGCACUGAGAAUCCCAGCUCUGCCAUUGUCACCCCUGCUUGGGGUUCAUUCGUAGGUUUAGGGAACAGUUGUGUUUUCUUAAAAUGCAGAGGCUCAGCAGCGGCCCUACACCUUCCUCUUUGGUUCUGUCUCUGCCCUCUCUCCCAGGGGCAAGCUUAUCUCAUCCUCCUCCCUUGCCUACAAAUCCCCACUGCCUUUGCAUUGGAAUUCCAGGAAAAUACAUUAAAAACAAACUUUGAGGGAAGAUUUGGAUUGGGGGGUGGAGGUUGAGCAGGGAAGGACACACCCAGCUUCUGCUUGAGUCAGGAUGCUCAAAAUCUAAAGAGCUACAGCCCCCGCCUGCAUCAGGCAUUCAAGACCCACCACCUGAAGAGCACAAGCUCCCUUGACCCUCAGAGAGGGAGGUGGAAAUAUUGCAUCCACAGAUUCACCUCUGGACUCCUUCCAGAGGAGCGUGGGAAGAAGAAAGUGCCCCAUUGUCUCGUGAAAGGACCCUUCUCUUCUGUGCGCACCUGCUCUCCUUAGGACUGCCCUAGGACUCAGCAUGGAAAGUCAUUGGCAUUUUGGGGCCAUUCUCAAAGAAAAAGCUGCUGUGUUUGCAGAAGCAUGGAAUCAAGGUGAUGGUUUCAAAGUAAAGGCUCUUCCAAAGCAAGCAGCUCCCAGGCCUCUCCCCACCUGGAAGGGUCUCAGCCUCUCCGGCAGGCCUCUGCACAGCUGGGUCUCCCGGGCACCCGGCCAGCAGAACGCAGCUCUGCAACUGCUGCAAUAGUUACUAUGUGAAAGCGACUUGUCCUAACUGAUCCCAGGCUUACUGUUUCCUAUCAGUUUUUCUGCACUCCUGAGGAAGCCUGGCCUCAUGGAUGCUCACCUGCUAAGUGUCCUGAGAUCUUGAAAAAGCCUCUAGUUCUCUCUCAUUUUGUUGCCUGGCAGCUGUCUACAAUGGUCACUGUCCAGUAUUUACUUUGUGGCCACAUGCAAAUAAAAGUUGUUUGU
This is a messenger RNA of Jaculus jaculus (lesser Egyptian jerboa), 1846 nucleotides long. It is a transcript of the gene Mall, whose product is annotated as mal, T cell differentiation protein like. Gene Ontology annotation, biological process: myelination. The transcript has 4 exons. The record is from RefSeq and is a predicted model, not a curated record. Gene Ontology annotation, cellular component: membrane. Gene Ontology annotation, molecular function: structural constituent of myelin sheath. Bases 96 to 557 code for a protein of 153 amino acids. NCBI's taxonomy places the organism in Eukaryota, Metazoa, Chordata, Mammalia, Rodentia, Dipodidae.